AUGGCCGAUUCAGGAUUACCUUCAGGUUGGGAAGUUCGCCAUUCCAACUCCAAGAACCUUCCCUACUAUUUCUGCGCCGCUACCAAAGAAUCUCGCUGGGAACCUCCUGCCGAGACUGAUACCGAAAAAUUGAAGCUCUACAUGGCUCAACACCACACCGCCGCCGCCCGCGCUGAUGUCUCAGGACAAGGUGAGGGCAAGAUCCGCUGCAGCCACUUGCUCGUUAAGCACCGCGACAGCCGACGUCCCAGCAGCUGGAGGGAAGCAGAUAUUACACGGUCCAAGGAGGAGGCUAUUGAAAUUCUCAAGGGCCAUGAAGCUCGUAUUCAAUCUGGGGAAGUUACCCUGGGAGACCUUGCCAUCUCCGAGUCGGACUGCAGCAGCGCCCGGAAGAAGGGUGACCUUGGUUUCUUCGGUCCCGGUGAAAUGCAGAAGGAGUUUGAAGAUGCCGCUUUUGCGCUGCAACCUGGUCAAGUCAGCGGCAUCACCGAGACUGCCUCGGGUGUUCAUCUAAUUCAACGGUAUAUAUCAACAAGAUUCCUUUGCAGAGGCCUUGCUAACUUGCAUUAA
Molecule: messenger RNA, 570 nt
Organism: Penicillium malachiteum
Lineage: Eukaryota; Fungi; Ascomycota; Eurotiomycetes; Eurotiales; Aspergillaceae
Gene: pin1
Product: peptidylprolyl isomerase ESS1
Exons: 3
Coding region: 1-570 (189 amino acids)
Cellular component (GO): nucleus; cytosol
Molecular function (GO): protein binding; peptidyl-prolyl cis-trans isomerase activity
Source: RefSeq, a predicted model, not a curated record